GGUAUCCCAGUAUCCUCCACUCCAGGCGCUUUGUUGUUCUUACGGGACAGAAAGACGCAGAAAAUACUCGUGAAUUAGCCCUGAUCGGCCCGGGCCGAGUGAGGAUAACGUUUCCCCGGGUUCAUUCAAUCUGAACCGGGUCAAAGCGCCGGGUUAAACCGAUGCCAUGCGGGGUAAACAUGCGCAUUUGUGGGACUGAGGCAGCUGAGCAGUGAGCUAGCAUUAGCAUUAGCUUCCUCCCCCCAGGAGAGAGAGGGUGUCCGGACUGGAGCGGAAGAGGAGAAACCCACCGGGAUGCCUCACGCAAGUUGGGGGAAACUGUAUGUUACCGUCCCGCCCGGACUCCCUGGGCUUUAAACACGAAGGAUGUGCCGGCGCCGCUGAUACAGAAACUACCAGAAGCGUUCGGCGGCGGUCCCGUGGCCGUAAAACGUGCCACUUUAGCGAGUUAGCCACGUAGCCUCCCGCAGGAAGACGUUUAAAAUGGCGGAGGGCUGGCCCGUUGCUUCGGCCCUGGUCUUCGUGCUGCUCGGCCUGGCUGCCGGGGCCCUCGAGGCUUGUCCGGCUCCGUGCUCGUGUUCCACAGGGCCCGACGGGUCCCGGGUCCUGGACUGCAACAGGAAGAGGCUGUCGGCGGCUCCCCUGGACCCAGACGAGGGGAUAACACAAGUCACCAUGAAUCACAACGAGCUGACUGCUCUUCCGUUUCUUGGAGAUGUUUCCUCAAACAUCACCUCGCUGUCAUUAGUCCACAAUCGGAUCUCAGAACUGUCAAUGCACCAGCUGCAGCCCUACAUUUCCCUGGAGACGCUGGACCUUACAUCCAACUCGAUCUCUGAGCUCAAAGUUGGAUCCUUCCCCUUCAUGCAGCUGAAAUAUCUGAAUUUGAGUAAUAACAAGAUCAGCGUCCUCGAGCCCGGUUGCUUUGAAAACAUCUCCAGCUCCCUGCUGGUGCUGAAGCUGAACAGGAACAGAUUAGCUCUGCUGCCAUCCAAAGUCUUCAGACUUCCUCAACUUCAGUUCCUUGAAAUGAAGCGUAACAAGAUCAAGAUAGUGGACAGCCUCACAUUCAAAGGGAUGGACUCACUGAAGUCACUGAAGAUGCAGAGGAAUGGCAUCACUAAGCUCAUGGAUGGAGCCUUUUUUGGACUUAACAACAUUGAAGAACUAGAACUGGAGCACAACAACCUAACCGAGGUCAACAAAGGUUGGCUGUAUGGCCUGCGCAUGCUGCGUAUCCUGCGGGUCAGCCAAAAUGCAGUCAGCAUCAUCCGACCAGAUGCCUGGGAAUUCUGCCAAAAGCUCGAGGAACUAGACUUGUCCUUUAAUCAUUUGACUCGACUGGAGGAGACGGCUUUCGUCGGAUUAAGUUUCUUGGAGAGCCUGAACCUGGGAGAGAACUCCAUCAGCCAUUUGGGAGAGGGAGUGUUCAGUGGUCUGUCAAGUCUGCGUACCCUAGAUAUCCGCAAUAAUGAAAUCUCGUGGGCCAUCGAAGACUCCAUUGGCGUAUUUAAUGGAAUGAAGAAGCUGAACACACUAAUCCUACAGCGGAACAAAAUCAAAUCAAUCACGAGGAAAGCGUUUGAAGGCCUGGAGGAGCUGGAGCACCUGGACCUGAGCAAGAAUGGCAUCAUGUCGAUACACCCGGAGGCGUUGUCCCACAUGAAGCUCAAAGUGUUUGUCCUGAACACAAGCAGCUUGCUGUGUGACUGCCACAUGCAGUGGUUGGGGCCCUGGCUCACAGACAGUCUGUUCCAGCAGUCUGUCUCUGCUGUCUGUGCUCAUCCGGCCAGUCUACUUGGUCGCAGCGUCCUGACCAUCAGCCCGGAAGAGUUUGUUUGUGAUGAUUUCCCCAAACCUCACAUAACAACUCACCCAGAGACGUCGGUGGCGCUGCGGGGGAACAAUGUGACUUUGAGCUGCGUUGCCACCAGCAGCAGUGAUUUGCCGAUGACCACAGCUUGGAGGAAGGAUGGGGAGGUGCUGUAUGAUGCAGAAGUGCAAAACUACGCCCGGUUUCAGGAGGGAGAGCUCAUCUACACCACGAUGCUCCACCUCCUUAAUGUCAACUUUACUGAUGAGGGGCGCUACCAGUGUGUGGUCUCCAAUCACUUCGGCUCCAACUACUCCAACAGGGCCAAGCUUACUGUCAAUGAGCUACCAUCUUUUCUUAAGACUCCCAUGGACCUGACAAUCAGGACUGGGACAAUGGCCAGGCUGGAGUGCGCGGCCGAAGGUCAUCCAUCACCCCAGAUUGCUUGGCAGAAGGACGGAGGCACAGACUUUCCUGCCGCCCGAGAGCGAAGGAUGCACGUGAUGCCGGAUGAUGACAUCUUCUUCAUUGCUAACGUGAAGACAGAAGACAUGGGAGUUUACAGCUGCACGGCUCAGAAUGCAGCUGGUAGUCUGUCGGCAAACGCCACUCUCACCGUCUUGGAAACGCCAUCCUUCAUGCGGCCGCUGGAAGACAGGACCGUGGCUCGUGGUGAAACUGCCGUGCUUCAGUGUAUAGCUGGAGGCAGCCCUGCCCCUCGUCUCAACUGGACCAAAGAUGACGGACCCCUGGUACUGACAGAACGCCAUUUCUUUGCCGCCGCCAACCAGCUACUCAUUAUUGUAGACGCCGGUCCUGCUGAUGCGGGAAAAUACACCUGCAUCAUGUCGAAUACUCUGGGAACGGAGCGCGGCCACAUCUACCUCAGUGUCUCGCCGUCGCCGAACUGCGAUACGGGUGCAGGGUACGACCAGGACGGUUGGACCACAGUGGGCAUUGUGGUGAUCGUGGUGGUGUGCUGUGUGGUCGGAACCUCGCUGGUCUGGGUCAUUGUGAUCUAUCACAUGCGCAGAAAGAGCGAGGACUACAGUAUCACAAAUACAGAUGAAAUGAAUUUGCCGGCAGACAUCCCCAGCUACCUGUCCUCUCAGGGAACUCUGUCAGAGCCGCAGGAAGGAUACAGUAACUCUGAAGCUGGCAGCCACCAGCAACUCAUGCCUCCUCUCUCUAAUGGAUACGUCCAUAAAGGGACAGAUGGUGUGUGUUAUGGAGACACGAGCAGUGAGGUGGAAGCGGAGGGGAAUGGCGUGCUGCACUGCAGGGUCGGCUCUCUGUUCACUGGCCGCAGCAGUUUCCACCCUGGGGAUCCCCGUGAGGGACUAGCUGGAGUCCCCACAGGUGGUGCAGGUCAGCUGGUCAUCUGCUCCGACUGCUACGACAACGCCAACAUCUAUUCCCGCACACGGGAGUACUGCCCGUACGCCUACCUGGGAGAGGACGACCCGCUGGACAAAGCUCUACCAGGCCUGAAGGAGAACUUCAUUGAGCACGGCCAGCAUGUGGACACGGCUCUGGAGAACCUCAUUAGCAACCAGGACACGUCCCUCUUCCUCACCUCACAUGACAAAAGGUUGAGCAGCCACACCCCCCCGGAGCACUACGCUAAUGAUUCCCUCAGCAGGUCAUUCUGGGGAGACGGGGAAGAUCUGUCCUCCAAACCUCGUCCCGGAGCGUCCCAGCACCCAGUGACUGUUCACAGGACGCCUCCCCUGGUGUCCACUGCAGAAGGGGCAGAGGAGCACAGUGAGGCAGAGGCGGACUACUUCCCCAGCCAAUGCACACAGGACCACAGAAGUGCCUCUAAUAGGACUAACCCUCAGGAGCACCCUGCUCCCACAUAGGUCCUCACAGUCCAUGUUCUGCCUCUGACUCCUUGUCGCUGCCCCCCUCCCCCUCCUUUUCACCCACUACCUCCAAAGAGACUCCUCACAUUCUGCCAAAGAUGCUCUCUUGUAUGUUUACAUUCCCCUUUCACUCAAGAGGACACGCUAACGUUCUCCGCUGUGGAAUGACUGCUGUGUCAGGCUGGAGAAAUGGACCGGUGAUUAAAGUGACCUCCUCCUCGACACCUCCACCUCUGCAGGGCUCUUAUUUCCCCACGUCCUCCGCCACUCCUCUUUUUUCUCUUCAGAGAGAAAGCUAUGAAUGUAUGCUUUAAAGAGCCAUGUUGGAUGGGAUUGUCCCUGCUGCUGCUGCUGAGGGGCUGAAAUGGUUUGUUUCAUCAUUCCUGGUACUGACACCACAUGACUGAAAUAGACAUUACAAACCAUCUCUUCCCAACUCGGGGGGAGGGGGUUUAAAUGGGGGACAACUGUAGCUCCCUCACCAGCAGAUUGUGGUGGUUAAUAUAGGGAAGAACCUCAAAAGCAUAUGUACCACAUUCCCACAGCUUUUAUGACUGUAAACUAUGCUAUCUAGUAUCCUGUUAUGCAAAUUCCAGAGACAGUUGAACACCAAAACGUGGUGUAUAUUAUGAAUAUAUAUGAAUAUAUCCUAUAUCAUCUUUAUCUGAUCUUGUUUUCGUCCUGUGUCAAACACAAUCGCUGUUCACUUCACUUCAUAUCUUCAUCAUGACGAGCAGUUUGGGGAGAAAUCUUCUUUUGCACAUGUGACAAUCAGUUUGCCGGCUAUUUUUUUCUCCUGGUUGUCUUCUCGAUGGCCUUAUUUUUAACAAGGAUUCUCAGUAACCUCAUCAGGUGACAUUAUGGUUUGUAUACUGGAUGCACUGAAUUGUUUUUCCCUUCUUCUCAUGUCUUACAGGCACUUAAUGUAAUGGAGGUAAACUUUUACACGGAACACAUGCAGUUAGCCUGGAAAUUAGACCAAUCAGCGAGCUUCUGUUUGUUUGCUCUUGCAAAUGGGUCCGCCCCCAACCGCCUGUCUGCGCAGACAGAAUUCCUCCGACCUGCUGAUGUGGAGAGGUCGUUUAAAUCCAUGAUCACGACUGUAUUAAACAGAUCUGGACAUUUUCUCUAAAAGAAAAACAAAUGAAAACCUGCACUUAGGCUACAUCCAUACGUGAUACGUCUGCCGUCCACACUCCAGAGGCCUUUGUGAAUAUAAACAUACAACUAAAUGUAUUUAGAGGUUCCAGACCCAUUUGUAAAUGCAAAUCGGUGAGAUAGUGUCAGGUUAGCACGCCAUGUUAUUCUGUGAGGAUUCAUCACCGCCAUCUUUUCCACAAAGUUCAUGAUCCUUACGCAGAAAUUGAUUAAGCCUUAAGUUUUCACUUGGGACUGUGAAAUAUGAGAAUGUAUUGUAUGAUUUUAUACAUGUAUGUAUGUAAGUAUGUGUACAGAAGGUUAUCGUCCAUGGCCUAUUAGUCCAUUUGCAGAGAGGUUUGAGACGUAAGCUGCAGUAACUCUAUUAACACUAAGCCUUUAUUGUCCCUCCCGGCGCUGUCCAAAUGUUUUUAAAUGUUACAACACAUUUCCUUCAGAAGUUGUUUUUUAUUUCCUCAACUGAGACUCUUUCAGUUAAAAUAUCAAACAGCCUUCAAACUCAGCAAUACCUUUUUCCAAAUGUCAGCCUUCGCUUUGAGGAUGUGAAAAUGAAAAUGCCUUUGCUGUAAAAGAAUGUGGACGUGUUUCAACAGGUUUUUAUCUCUGGUUCUCCUUAAAAAACCUCUGUACUAUCGCAGCUCGGUGAAGCUCCGAUCUGAUUGCCUUUGUCUGUGACUGGCCUUGAAAACUUAACUGUAUGUGCUCUAGAUAUCUAGUUUAGAGUUUGCAGUUUAUUAGGUACAUGUAGAAGUACAUGAUUCAUUUUAAUCCCAACAUUCCUGCAGUAAAUGGAUGUUAUGUCUGACAACCUGUAUUUUCUAGGUUUUUUUAAAUUAUCAUUUCCAUUUGUUGAUGAUCAUGACUGCUACAUUCUGCUCUUCUAUUUGUGACCAAGGAGAGAUUCUCAUCUUCUGCCUCUAUUAUCAGUGGUACGCUGACGGCUCUAUCUACCCGACACAGGGCGCCACCAAGCGCCACACACGUGUCUUAGUUUCAGACCAACACGUUUGUUGUUUUUCUCGUCCAACAGCCAGAUUGUUUUCAUGGCAAGUGCACUUGCGUGUAGAUCUUCCGCCAGGAGCACACCUUGCUUUCAAAGGGAAUGGGACAUGGUACUCUGGUUGGUUUAUUGCAUGUUACACCUAAAGAGACUAAGCCUAACCCUUUUUAAACCAUGCAACUGCAGAAACCUUUUUUUAACUAUUAAACUUGCAAAAGAGGAUUUGGAUCUGCCCUGAAUGCACUAGCUUCCUGUUCUCAAUCAAUAGCUACUCGAAAUUGACAUGUAUUUGUUAAGCAGCGAAAAGUUUCAUCACACUUUCUGCUUCUCUCUGGUUUGUGCAGACGCUAGUUUCAUUCUUGCAAACUUGUUUUCAUAUUUUUGUCACUUUGCUGGAAUCAGAACAUCCCAUGCCUGUUUCUUCAAACGGCAGAAAACUAAUUAUCUCUCCUGACUUUCCUGAGUUCCUUUUGUACUCGACACACUCUCUGUUUCUGUGGAAGCAGAUAUCUGAUGUUUCUUUAUGUUCUCUGGCUUAUACCUCUGAUCAUUUUCAUGCCCCUUGAAAAAGUAAAAAGGAAACUUACAUGUGACAACAUGAAAUUUACAGGAAACUUGCAUGUCCUGGGGGGGUAAUACAUCGAUUCAGUAUUUAUUAUUUUCUGCCGACCCAGCCUAACACAAUGUGCAUUUAUAAUGUUCUACUCUCUGAAACGUCCUUUAUGACUUUAUACCAAAGUUUAGCAGUAACUGCUCUGGCAAUAUCCAAUGCUGCUUUUUUGUAUUGUUGAAGUUUUUCAUUUUGUUUAGUAUUUUUGGACCUUAUUUACCUGUACAUUCUGUAAAGCAUGUCUAAAGAGACUUUUUGUUACAUAGCCAUUACUCCAACAUUAAACAUGAAUUCUGAUAA
This is a messenger RNA of Hippoglossus stenolepis (Pacific halibut), 6746 nucleotides long. RefSeq names its product leucine-rich repeats and immunoglobulin-like domains 2 (gene lrig2). Lineage: Eukaryota; Metazoa; Chordata; Actinopteri; Pleuronectiformes; Pleuronectidae. Gene Ontology annotation, molecular function: protein binding. The record is from RefSeq and is a predicted model, not a curated record. The transcript has 18 exons. Bases 484 to 3675 code for a protein of 1063 amino acids.